AUAUUAGUAAAUAACAAAACUAUGCUAGUUCUAAAUCAACAAAAAGUUCAAAUGCCAAUAGACACGAAAAAAGUGGCAUUAAUCGAACAACGAAUAGAUCAGUAGUCAAAGGCAAAGGCGUCAACGUGUUGGAAAUAUACGUUCUUCAUAUAUCAAAUCGUGACUGUAAUUCUGUGAAAUGGCUGCGAUUAGUUUAUUAAACCCGAAAGCCGAAUUUGCGAGGGCCGCUCAGGCGUUGGCCGUGAAUAUUACGGCCGCAAAAGGAAUUCAAGAUGUGAUGAAAACGAAUCUAGGGCCGAAAGGCACGAUGAAAAUGUUGGUCUCUGGAGCAGGUGACAUAAAAAUUACAAAAGAUGGAAACAUACUAUUGCACGAAAUGCAAAUACAGCAUCCAACUGCAUCUCUGAUUGCCAGAGCAUCUACUGCUCAAGAUGAUAUUACCGGAGAUGGUACAACCAGUACUGUAUUAGUCAUUGGGGAACUUCUUAAGCAAGCAGACAUUUAUAUAUCCGAGGGUCUUCAUCCUAGAAUACUUACAGAAGGUUUUGAUUUAGCCAGAAUUAAAACUUUGGAAGUACUGGACUCCAUGAAAAUUCCAAUUGAACCUACUAAAGAGAGUCUGCUUAAUGUUGCUAGAACUUCUCUUAGAACCAAGGUUCAUUCCUCUAUAGCUGAUAAAUUGGCAGAAAUCUGUGUGGAUGCUGUCUUGACUAUCAGGCAAGGGACUCAAGAUAUUGAUCUGCACAUGGUUGAGCUUAUGGAAAUGCAACACAGAACAGCAGCAGACUCAACUUUAGUUCGUGGUAUUGUAACAGAUCAUGGAUCCAGACAUCCAGACAUGCCUAAAAAAGUUACAAAUGCCUAUAUUUUAACAUGCAAUGUCAGCUUGGAGUAUGAAAAGAGCGAGGUAAACAGUGGUUUCUUCUAUAAAACCGCCGAAGAACGGGAAAAGCUCGUGGGGGCCGAGCGUCAAUUUAUCGACAAACGAGUAAAGAAAAUAAUCGAAUUGAAAAAGAAACUGUGCGACGGAACGGACAAAUCGUUCGUCAUUAUAAAUCAGAAGGGCAUCGAUCCGCCAUCCUUGGACAUGCUCGCCAAAGAAAACAUCCUCGCUUUGCGCAGAGCGAAACGUAGAAAUAUGGAGCGUUUGGCUCUGGCGUGCGGUGGAACGGCUAUGAAUUCGUUCGACGAUUUGCAAGAAGAACAUUUAGGAUGGGCGGGACUCGUAUACGAACACGUAUUGGGAGAAACAAAAUAUACGUUCAUAGAAGAAUGCAAGAAACCAAAUUCAGUGACCAUUCUCUUGAAGGGACCGCAGAAACACAUUUUGGAGCAAUUGAAAGAUGCCGUUCGAGAUGGUCUUAGAGCUAUCAAGAAUGCUAUCGACGAUGGCGCGGUUAUUGCCGGUGCUGGUGCUUUCGAAGUGGCCGCCAGCAAGGCACUUAAACAGUACGAAGAAAAAGUUAAAGGAAAACAACGGUUGGGCGUGAAAGCAUACGCGGAAGCUUUGCUUGUAAUUCCAAAAAUUCUUGCUGUGAAUAGCGGAUUCGAUGCGCAAGACACGAUUGUUAAAUUAUUCGAGGAAGCGGCUGCAUUGCAAGAACCAGUAGGAUUAGAUGUUUCGACGGGUGAAGUAUUGAAACCCGCAGACGCAGGCAUUUAUGACAAUUAUAACGUGAAGAAACAAAUAAUUAACUCCUGUACGAUCAUCGCCAGCAAUCUGCUUUUGGUCGAUGAAAUAAUGAAAGCAGGAUUAUCGUCUCUGAAAGGGUAAACCCGCUAACAAGUAUUCGUUGAUUAAAAAUAUAUUUUUGGGAACUUCAAGUUACUUUGUGUAAUUUAAAUGUCACGUUUGCACGAUUUUUAAUCGAAACUUCCGCAUAAUUCGAACAUUUUUUUUUAUUGCUUUCAAUUAACGCAAAAGAACUGCACAGAAUAACAAAUAAAGCGCUACUUUUAAAUUUAAGAAAGAAGAGAAACAUGGUGAAUAUCUAUUUUUUUUGU
This is a messenger RNA of Colletes gigas, 2004 nucleotides long. It is a transcript of the gene CCT6, whose product is annotated as T-complex protein 1 subunit zeta. The transcript is spliced from 8 exons. The coding region runs from base 179 to 1774 and encodes 531 amino acids. Gene Ontology annotation, biological process: protein folding. Gene Ontology annotation, molecular function: ATP binding; ATP-dependent protein folding chaperone; ATP hydrolysis activity. The record is from RefSeq and is a predicted model, not a curated record. Gene Ontology annotation, cellular component: chaperonin-containing T-complex. NCBI's taxonomy places the organism in Eukaryota, Metazoa, Arthropoda, Insecta, Hymenoptera, Colletidae.